Oreochromis niloticus (Nile tilapia) is the source of this 1503-nucleotide messenger RNA. RefSeq names its product lens intrinsic membrane protein 2.2 (gene lim2.2). Gene Ontology annotation, cellular component: plasma membrane. Bases 821 to 1345 code for a protein of 174 amino acids. The record is from RefSeq and is a predicted model, not a curated record. Gene Ontology annotation, molecular function: structural constituent of eye lens. NCBI's taxonomy places the organism in Eukaryota, Metazoa, Chordata, Actinopteri, Cichliformes, Cichlidae. The transcript is spliced from 5 exons.
UAGCACACAUUGUUCGUACUGGUUUGGGUCCAGAGAUGGUUGCAAUAUAUGGUUAUCUGAGUUACUGUUGCUUUCCAGUCAGCUUAUACCUAAUAAAUUGACUGGUGAGUGUAAAUCACUGAUUUAAAUUAUCUUAGAGCCUGUGCACACAGGUAGGUGCAAAGCAAACAUAGUUAUGUGUGAGUGCAGGCCACACAUGGGUUCACCUUUUCCUCUGUGCAAUUGCCAACAUAAGUCUGCUACUGCCUAUCCCAGCAUACUCCCAUUGCUGCAUAGCAGUAAUGCAGUUUUUGGGUUUUGACAGAAAAGCAAUUUAUUCAUUUUCAAAGCUUGCCAAGUCUGAGCCAGUAUUUUCUAGGAAAAAUAUUGAAAAAAAAAAAAGUGAUAGGAAGUCAUACAGCACAUAAAGGAAAAUCAAGUGCAAGAGUUUAGAGAUGCACUGGGGUGAUAAAAGGAUGGAGGUAACUGCAGAGAAGAGAGCAAGAGGGGGAUUUAGCAUCACUCACAUGCUGCGCUCGAUCAUUCCCUCUUUUGUGCAGUGGACAAUGAGGGCCAGAGGUACGGGGGCUUAAAAAGGAUACGCGCACUGUCAUAGCCAACAAACCUGGAGAGGGACCAGCCAAAACCAGAGGUAUCAGUUUAAAAAAUGUACAAGUGUAAAGGAACGUAACUGAGUGUAUUUGCCAGGAAAAUAGAGUCUUUGAGGCCUUAAAGGGAAAAGGACAAAUCUGCUUUUGGAGAAGAGGAAAACCUACAAAGAUAUAGAAGACAUGAGCUGUUGAAUGUUUAGGAGGACAGUCUCUUGCCAGGCGUCUCCACAAUGCUGUAUACUUUAGCAGGAGGAGGCACCCUGUGCGGCGUGGCCGCCCUUGUGCUUCUCAUAGUUUCUACAGCGACGGACUUCUGGAUGCAGUAUCGAUACUCUGGUAGCUCGGCCAAUCAGGGGCUUUGGAGAUUCUGCAUCAACCACAAAUGCCACGCCCACACCAUCACUGUAGCCUUCUGGGAUGCCACACGGGCCUUCAUGCUGCUGGCAGUGCUGAGCUGUUUUGCUGGCGUGGUGCUUGGACUGAGCGCCUUCACUAACGGCACCAAGAACAGGAGAGUGCGCACAGGUGGCAUCGCCCUGGUCCUGUCAGGUUUUCUCGCUCUGCUGGCUUUGGCAAUUUACACCGGUGUGACUGUUACCUUCUUUGGCAAACGCUUCUUGGACUGGCGUUUUUCCUGGUCCUACAUCAUAGGCUGGGUUGCCAUUAUUUUGGCCUUUGCAGCAGGUGUGUUCCAGCUCUGUGCCUACCAGCGGACCACUGCAGAACCCGCUCCCUCCAAUAACCCAGAGAGCUGAACAGCAUUAACGCACUGCUCCGCUUGCAGGCUGUUGCUGCUUUCGAGUAUCUAGGAUGGAAUAAAUAAAUAUAGAUUCCUUUCUUUCUGGUUUCCCUGCAAUACAUAUGUGACACCAUAUGUUAAUACACCACUAAUUUUAGAGCUGCUUUCACUUAA